AACGCCAGUCUGCAGGAAAAUCAUGAACAACAAAAAAGACUCCACCCACAGCAACAGCGCCUACUGACACGCUUAUACAAGACUUUUAUGAAACUUUUUUGCACAAUUGACACGUCUUACGAUCAACAGGGAGCGGUUAUCAGUAGUGAAGACUGUAAAGUUUUAGUUUUUGCAGCGGUUUGUUCAUGCUGACUAUGCUCCUCCACGGGUCAUUGUGUAUAUGGGGAGCAGCACUGGUGGUUUUGCUGGCUGGCUGUCAACAAUGUGGCUCAGUGGAGGUUCCCCCAGAGGUCCUGCAGAACAAUGAUACUCUCUAUGCGGCCUGCAAAAUGAGACCCAGCACCUCACUACCUGACGGUCUGCCCAAAGUGUACGGUCAGGUGCUGUUUAAGCAGGAUUAUCCUGAUGGAAAACUCAAAGUCCUUCUUCGCUUCAGUGGCUUCCCCACAGAGGGCGGUGACCCGGUGCCCAGAGCGGUGCACAUCCAUCAGUUUGGAGACCUGAGCCAGGGCUGCGACUCCACUGGCGGCCAUUACAAUCCACACCUUGUACAUCACCCCGACCACCCGGGAGACUUUGGUAACUUUGAGCCCCAGGAAGGAAAAAUCAUGAGGAUGAUAGAAUCUGAGGCAACGCUGUUCAGAGGGCUGUCAGUGAUCGGAAGAGCCGUUGUGGUCCAUGAAAAGAAAGACGACUUAGGGCGAGGUGCAGACGCUGGGAGCCUGCUGCACGGAAACGCAGGCCGGAGGCUUGGCUGCUGCAUUAUUGGAAUUACCUCCCCCGCCAUCUGGAAUACGCAGUAUAAGCUGUAUAAUAGGAGGCUGAGGAGAAAUUAAUUUUAGAGUAAUGUCAUAUGCUGUGGGCCAACUGAUAACAACUUUAUUCCUUCAUUGUAUCCAUUGUUUUUCAUGUCUGAUACCAAGAAAAAUCAAUGACUCAAUCAAAUCAGUUGCUUUAAACAAUAGAGGGACCUUGCUUUAAGAAUUGGUCUGCUCCAACUUCGACUAAGAAGGUUCUCCCAAAAUGCUCAGAAUAAAAUAUAAUAAUUCAGAUUUUACAUAUCUUGUAGCCACAUUAGUAGCAGGUUUUGCUGUCUGGUCCAGAAUCAGACUAAAUAUCUCGACUAUUGACUGCCAAGAAUUUGUUUGCAUUCAUGGUUCUAAGCCGACAACUCUUAGUGAUCCUCUGACUUUUCCUCUUAUGCGAUCAUUGAGUCAAAAUUUAAAUUUGUCCACUAUUUUGUUCUAUGACCAAAUACUUGCAAAAAUCCCAUCAGCUUCAGCUGUACUAGACAUUUUGUGAGAUGUUUUCCAACAACAAACCAGUAGUUGAAAAUCAUUUAUUUUGCAGAAAUAUAUCCCUUUUUACACAUUUUUUUGCACAUAAUCGACACAUAAACAUAUAUGGCUCUAUAUCAUUUAUAUCUGGUAAGUUAUUAAUAUUUUUCACCACAAAAAGACGACAAAGACAUCAGUGCUGGUAAUCUACAUGUUGUGGCUUCAUUGUGUUACAGACUAAGAAGGUCUGUGAAUUUUAACAAAGGUGUUUUUUUCAAAGUAAACUUAAAAAUUCUUGGAAAUAAUGAAACAUUUCUUUGAAGGUGCCUGUUAAGGAAUUUCUUUUUUUUUU
This is a messenger RNA of Centropristis striata (black sea bass), 1629 nucleotides long. Its product is annotated as extracellular superoxide dismutase [Cu-Zn]-like. The record is from RefSeq and is a predicted model, not a curated record. Lineage: Eukaryota; Metazoa; Chordata; Actinopteri; Perciformes; Serranidae. Gene Ontology annotation, biological process: removal of superoxide radicals. Gene Ontology annotation, molecular function: superoxide dismutase activity; copper ion binding. Bases 186 to 836 code for a protein of 216 amino acids. The transcript has 2 exons.